This is a messenger RNA of Cryptococcus wingfieldii CBS 7118, 399 nucleotides long. RefSeq names its product DNA repair protein Swi5/Sae3. The record is from RefSeq and is a predicted model, not a curated record. Gene Ontology annotation, cellular component: Swi5-Swi2 complex; Swi5-Sfr1 complex. Gene Ontology annotation, biological process: double-strand break repair via homologous recombination; meiotic DNA recombinase assembly involved in reciprocal meiotic recombination; meiotic joint molecule formation. The coding region runs from base 1 to 399 and encodes 132 amino acids. The transcript has 4 exons. NCBI's taxonomy places the organism in Eukaryota, Fungi, Basidiomycota, Tremellomycetes, Tremellales, Cryptococcaceae.
AUGCCUCUCCCACUUUCCUCCCCAUCCCCCGCAUUCAACCCCAACCCCCACCCAAAACCUCUCAAAAGCUCGCCCUUCAAAACACCCUCCUCCACCCGGGCUGGUGGUAUCAGCUCCGCCGGGGGUAAUAAAGCGGGUGUAACCCCGAAAUCGAUGAGGGGUAAUUCGAUUUUUGUGGAAGAGAAGGUUGGGGAGUUGAGGAAGGAGGUUGAAGAGCUUAGAAAAGUGCUUGGAGACAAAGACCCAAACAAGAUCCUGCAACAGCACAUCCACCUGCUCCACACUUAUAACGAGAUCAAGGAUGGUGCUCAGUCUCUCAUCGGUCGGUACGCCUUGAUGACGAACCGCACGAUCAGAGAUGUGCAUGAAGAGCUCGACUUGCCGCUCACCGACGAAUAA